GAGACAUAUGUAGUCGACUCAGCUGAGCUCUUAGGGAAGCAGGGAUUAGGAGAAAGCUUCUUAAUCUAUUUUACAGGGGCACCAAACGUGAUUUUGGUUGGUUAGACUCGUAUUGGUACGAGCUUCAGGCUCGGCUGAUAUUGAUUUGGUAUUUUUGUGCGGGUUGUGACAGAGGAAUAUUCCAGCAUCUCUGCUGUGAGGAUGGCAGGACGGAGCGGUGGCCUUUCGGAUCGCAGUUCAAAUGCCGCUUUGUUCGCUGUCCAGACGUGGAUUGAUAUUUCAUUCAUGUGCAUCUGAAUUCAGUCCGUAUAAAGACCACGAGCGCAGCUCUUCAGCACCGCACGCAGCACCGCACCGCACCGAGUCCACGGACUGGAGUUCUGCCGCCUCUUGUCUAUCAUUCCCUCUUUCCUGUUUUCACAGUUCUUUCUGAGAUGAAUCCUCCUCAGCUCUCUGCGGUGUUGGUGCUCAUACUGGCCCAGCUGUGCGUGUCUUCUCUCGGUUGUCCUUCUGGGUGCCGCUGCUAUAGUUUGACCGUCGAAUGUGGAUCCAUUGGGCUCAAAGAGAUCCCGCAAGGCAUCACACAUGGGACACAGACCAUCUUUCUACAGGACAAUGCCAUUGGACAGAUCCGUCAGCGGGAUAUAUCAGACCUCGGCCAGCUGCACUACCUCUACCUGCAGAAUAACAGCAUCUCGAUGCUGGAGGCCGGCGCGUUCAGAAACCUGGGCCUGCUUCUGGAGCUCGCGCUUAACGGAAACCGCAUCCACCUGAUCACAGCUGAUGUGUUCCGCGGCCUGGACCACCUGCGCAUCCUCUACCUCGCAGGAAACCAGAUCACCAGACUGGAGGACUACACCUUCCGCGGACUGCAGCGGUUGCAGGAGCUGCAUCUGCAGGAGAAUUCGGUGGAGGUGUUGGGAGAUCAAGCUCUGGUGGGUCUGUCCUCUCUGGCUCUUCUGGACCUGAGCAGGAACAACCUGAGAACCCUGAGUCCCGCUUCACUCAAACCACUCGUCAGCCUGCAAGUGCUUAGGGUCACAGAUAACCCGUGGCGCUGCGACUGCGCUCUGCACUGGCUGCGCGGCUGGAUAAACGAAGAGGGUCAGAGGCUAUUAAGCUCAGCCGAGCGCCGGAUGCUGUGCGCCGAACCUCCGCGCCUCUCCCAUCUCAGUCUGGUGGAGGUUCCCGCGAACAGCCUCGUUUGCAUCCCGCCCAUAGUGCAGCUGGAGCCCAGCCACCUGACGGUCCGUUUGGGGGAGAGUUUACGCGUGUCCUGCCAGGCAUCCGGAUACCCGCAGCCACAAGUUACCUGGAGGAAAGCGUCCCACGGAAAAGCCCAGCUGUCUCCCAGAGGUCUGGUGCAGGAGGUCGGGAUGGACGGGGACACCGGUGGGAGGUUGGUAACAGCCAGGCCUGGUGGAAAAGGAGGGCCGGCGAGUCGUGGCCCGGUCCGAGGAGGAACCGAUGACGGAGGCGACCGGGAAAGCUUCGAUCCUGAUACAGGAAGCGGGAUGCUGUUUCUCAGCAACGUCACGGUGGCGCAUGCCGGACGCUACGAAUGCGAGGCCUGGAAUCCCGGCGGAGUGGCUCGGGUGACUUUUCACCUGUCGGUAAACAUGUCUUCGUCUUCGUCCCGCUCGGAAAUCUGGCCUCGACUGCAUUCCUCAUCUUACUAUCAUCCUUCCUCGGUGGACGUGAGUCAAGAGCCGCUUUAUGAGCUUGAAAGCAUGGACUUCAGUGCGCUGGGAACCGCGACCCAGACGGCCAUCGCUGUGGGAAUUUCUCUUUUGGCGUUGACGGCGUUGUUGCUUCUCUGCAUGAUUUACAGUCGCCAACGGCAGAAAGAGGAAAGUGGAUAUGGUGCCAGCAAAGAGGAAAACAUCCUUUACGUCAACGACUACUCCGACGGUCCCACCACGUUCGCUCAGCUUGAAGAGUACCGGGACGAAUGCGGCCAUGAGAUGUACGUGUUAAACCGCGCCAAACCAGUGCUGCCUCCUCCACCGUCCUACAACCAGCAGGGGUCGACGCUAAAAGCCAGUGAGUGCAUGCUGACCCCAGGCCGGGCCAUGGGGAUCGGACCCCGCAGGGCUCCUGCAGAAGGAGGUGAAGGACCUCCGCUUGAUCCCGAAGGGUUGUUCAUGAACCAAAGCUUGCUGUUUGACACGCAGAUCGCUUAUGAGAUCCACUGCUGAACUGAACCACUGGAUAGACUUAAAGGUUCUUGCCAUUGGAUGUUAUCCUGCUGAAUUUCCUUUUGUUCUCAGAGCACAAAUGUAUUUUUUUUGGUGAAAAGCAUUGAAGGAAUAGUAGACUUUAAAGCUGCAGUGUGUUGUUUCGGUGCCACCAAAUGGAUUUGCAAAAAUGUUGUCCCGAUUUGUACCCAAAGUCAUGCCAUUGGUUGAGUCAGUAUUGCUACAAAAGAACUAUAUUUGAUUCCCCAA
This is a messenger RNA of Sinocyclocheilus grahami, 2447 nucleotides long. Its product is annotated as leucine-rich repeat-containing protein 24-like. NCBI's taxonomy places the organism in Eukaryota, Metazoa, Chordata, Actinopteri, Cypriniformes, Cyprinidae. Gene Ontology annotation, molecular function: protein binding. The record is from RefSeq and is a predicted model, not a curated record. The coding region runs from base 435 to 2198 and encodes 587 amino acids. The transcript has 5 exons.